Molecule: messenger RNA, 1441 nt
Organism: Magnolia sinica
Lineage: Eukaryota; Viridiplantae; Streptophyta; Magnoliopsida; Magnoliales; Magnoliaceae
Exons: 4
Coding region: 780-1229 (149 amino acids)
Biological process (GO): phosphorelay signal transduction system; L-tryptophan biosynthetic process
Cellular component (GO): cytosol
Molecular function (GO): anthranilate phosphoribosyltransferase activity
Source: RefSeq, a predicted model, not a curated record
UAUAGACUGGACAUGAUAGAUGUAAUGCAGGUUUGUGACAAAUGUGUUGAUGGCUUCGAUCAUCACUGCAUGUAUCUGUAUGGGAGAGAUUUGCUUCUUGCAUCAGAGUUCAAUAUCAUGAAUGAUUAUAUGCCAUCAGGUUUGUCAAUUCAAGAGUUCAAUAUCAUGUUGUUUAUCUAUUGAUCGUUUGGCUUGAAACAUCAGAUUGCUUGAUGGGUUUUGAUUUUUAAGCUUUUUCUGAAAAAUUUUCAACUGACAAUCAUGUGAGUUGUAAAAUCUUAUGAUCAGUUUCAGUGUCCUACCUUCAUCACUCUUUUUUGGAUAAUAUCAUUAUCUGGAGGGUUAGCCAUUCCUUCUGAGUUGGAUUUGGACUUUGGUGUGCUGUUAUUAUGGUUUUUUUAUCUUUAUUAAUAGCUGUUGUUUCUAUGAUCUUUAAUAAAUUUGCAGAUUAUUGAAUCUCUGAUAAAUGGGGUGGAUUUAUCUGAAGAGGAGGCAGAAGCUUCUCUUGAUUUUUUUACUAAGUGAAGCUAAUGAAGUUUUGAUCAGUGCUUUUCUUGUUCUUUUGAGAGCCAAAGGAGAGUCAUUCGAAGAAGUGAGUGGUCAUAUGUAACAUUUUAUAAAAGAAAGUAAAAUAUGUGAUAUUUUUGAAUAUUAGAACACAAGCAUGAUUGAGAGAGAAGCUCCAUAAGCUUGAUUCAUAGACCGAAAUUGAUAAGCAUAUUACUCCUUUAUAGAUUUAUAGAUCUCUGCAUUUGCAAGUUGUGGGAUUGGCGAGGGCAAUGUUCAAAUGUUGUAGGAAGGUUGAAAGAAUGACUGAUGAGGUUGAUAUUGUUGGAACGGGAGGUGAUGGGACAAACACGAUUAACAUAUCAACAGGGGCUUGUAUUCUAGCUACUGCCUCUGGUGCAAAAAUUGCCAAGGAUUCCUCUGUGGGUGUCUAUCUUUAUUUGAAUAUGAACAAGAAGCUUUGUUGCAUAUGUAUGAGAUGCCUUCAGCAAGUGAAACAGGAGUACUACCUGGUGAAGAACAAGCUUGAAUCUUUAUUCGGGCAUCCUGAACAUAUUAAAAACUUGAUUUUGGUGGGUCCUGAUGGAUUUUCAUCAGAGUCAGAUGGUAAGUCAGAGUGGCUGACAACUGAAACUUUUACUUUCAUGAGUUCAGGUAAUCCUUCUUUUCGAUUUGCCAAAAAGGCACUCGAGGCUCAGCCGUGUUUCUUUCUUAUGGUGUGAUGCGAUGCCAUGAAAAUCCCCAUUGGAGUGAUUCCAUGUGAUUAUCCCUUUAAUAGAUCAUUAGUCUAGACAACUGAAACUUCUACUUUCAUGAUUUCACUGAAUUUGAAUUUGAUACCUUUUUGAUUUUGUACUUAUGGCAGUUCAUGUACACCACUAGUUCAUGUGUCCCAAAUGGCCAGGAAAUCAGGUAGCUCUGCUAGCCAUGUGGG